Messenger RNA from Eimeria maxima, 1131 nucleotides. Its product is annotated as RNA recognition motif-containing protein, putative. Bases 1 to 1131 code for a protein of 376 amino acids. Lineage: Eukaryota; Apicomplexa; Conoidasida; Eucoccidiorida; Eimeriidae. Gene Ontology annotation, molecular function: protein binding; mRNA binding. The transcript has 9 exons. The record is from RefSeq and is a predicted model, not a curated record.
AUGGCAACCCCGUUUCCUGCGGGGGUUCCCCCAGGAGGAACACCAGGCGAUGCUGCUUCUCUUGCUGCAGCAGCUGCUGCUCAAGCACAGCUUCUUUCCCCUGCUAAUUUAGCUGCUGCAGCAAGGUGUAUGUACACCCGAAUAGAUUCAUUUACAGGAGAAUUUAAAUUUCUUUCCCUAGAUUAUCCAUCACUUAUUUUCUUUCAAGGUCGUUUCUUCCCUACUGCUCGUCAUGCCUUAUUAGCAGCUAAGCACCCCAAGGCAGUAGAGGAACUUGCCUCUAUUGAGGAUAUGAAGGAACUUAAGCAAGUCGCCAAGACUAAAGAGGUUGAGGAGGACCCCGAGUGGCCUCGUUAUCGAUUAAAGUGGAUGGAAUUAAUUCAGAGGGAUAAAUUCCGUAGGAAUGCAGAAAUAAGAGAAAAGUUACGACAAACAGGAGGAAGGGAAUUAGUUUGGCUAAAUACUGGUGAUUGUUUCUUUGGACAAACAAAACAUAAUAAAGGACAAAAUCAUCUAGGAAGAAUUCUCAUGGAAAUUAGACAAAAUAUUCUUGAUGAUACUGAACUUGAAUCUUGGUUAGUGAUAUGUCAUGAUAUUGAGACAGAAGAACGAUCACUUCCUGUUUUACGUCUAUUAGAAAGAAGAGAAGGAGAUACAACUACUACAGAAAUACUAUUAAGAGGCAAAUCCUUCUAUAGAAUAGGAAAGUUGGCGGAUAACGAUCUGGUGGCUCUAAACCCUUCUGUUUCUCGUCGUCACGCAGCCCUCGUUGUCCUCAAGGGUGGACAUGUGCUGCUUAUUGAUUUAAAGAGUAAAGCUAAGACAUUCAAGAAUGGUAUGCCUCUUGACCAUGACCAUGUUGGUGUACAAAUGCAAACCAACGACAGCUUCAGCUUGGGCGCAUCAAGUCGCCAUUAUCUUAUUGAGAUAGAUACAACAUCAGUAGUAGAUUAUUUACAGAGAAGAGGAAGAGAAUUAAAUCGUGAAUUAAAUUUAUUAGCUGAACAAGUUAAUGAGGCACAAGGAAUUAAUACAAAAAGUCUUACCAAGCGUAUAGUACAAGUCGCUAUGAUUUAUGUGAAUUAUUUGCUGAUGUUGGUAACAUUAAAUCAAUUAUUAUUCCUCAAGUAG